GGCCGCCGCCGCCGCGCUCCUCCCCUUGCCGGUCCCGGCGAGCGAGGCCUGUGCCGAGGCCGGGCCGUGCCGCGGCGGUAGCGGCAGGGAGGAGGCGGCGGCGGCGGACCGGCUGGGGCCGGCGCCCGGGCCCGGCUCCGGGACGCUGGGCAAGAUGCCGGGCGGACGGGUGUGCGCCGCCUGCGGCUGCUCGGAGAUCGAGGUGGACGCGGCGCGCGGGGACGCGGUGUGCACGGGCUGCGGCUCGGUGCUGGAGGACAACAUCAUCGUCUCCGAGGUGCAGUUCGUGGAGAACAGCGGCGGCGGCUCCUCCGCCGUGGGGCAGUUCGUGUCGCUGGACGGUGCAGGCAAAACACCAACUUUAGGAGGAGGAUUCCAUGCCAAUCUGGGAAAGGAGUCACGAGCACAAACUCUACAGAAUGGGAAACGUCAGAUUCACCACUUGGGAAACCAGCUUCAACUCAAUCAACAUUGUCUGGAUACUGCCUUUAAUUUUUUCAAGAUGGCUGUGAGCAAACACCUAACCCGGGGGAGAAAGAUGACCCACGUAAUUGCUGCAUGUCUCUACCUGGUGUGUAGGACAGAAGGAACUCCUCACAUGUUACUUGACCUCAGUGACCUUCUUCAGGUGAAUGUCUACGUGCUGGGAAAAACUUUCCUUCUGUUGGCCAGAGAACUCUGCAUAAAUGCUCCAGCCAUAGAUCCGUGUUUAUAUAUUCCUCGUUUUGCACACAUGCUUGAGUUUGGGGAUAAGAACCACGAGGUGUCCAUGACGGCUCUGAGGCUGUUGCAGAGAAUGAAGCGGGACUGGAUGCACACCGGCCGCCGGCCUUCUGGGCUCUGCGGAGCAGCUCUGCUAGUGGCAGCAAGAAUGCAUGAUUUCCGACGUACUGUUAAAGAGGUCAUCAGGGUGGUCAAGGUUUGUGAGUCUACAUUAAGGAAAAGGUUGACUGAGUUUGAAGAUACACCAACAAGUCAGCUAACCAUAGAUGAGUUUAUGAAGAUUGACUUGGAGGAAGAAUGUGAUCCUCCUUCGUUUACAGCUGGUCAAAAAAAAUUGAAGAUACAGCAGCUUGAGAAGGCAUUAUCAAAAAAGCUGGAAGAUUUUGAAGGUGAAAUAUCGAGCUAUCAAGAUGAAAUAGAGAUUGAAUUAGAAAACAGUAGACCGAAAGCAAAAGGCGUAUUUGCAAAUUUCACUAAAGAUGAUUCUAUAGAAGAUAAUACCUCUAGCAUACUUGGAGAGGAGGAGGCAGAAGAUGAGGAACUGGAAGCAGCUGCUAAUCACUUAAACAAGGACUUUUAUAAUGAACUUCAUGAAAAGGAUAGAGUCAAAAAAAAUGAAGAUGGGGAAUGCAAAAAUGGAAAUGAAGUUCUUGUAAGACCACCUGCACUGGAAUCCUUGCUUGGCCCACUCCCCACUGCAGCUAGUCUUGGCAUAACAGAGUCCAUAAAAGAAUGCAUAUCCACUAAGGACCGAGAGCCUGGUGAGAAUACAGGAGAUGGUGAAUUAGAUCUGAGUGGGAUCGAUGACAGUGAAAUAGAUCGGUAUAUACUUAACGAAACAGAAGCUCAGAUAAAAGCAGAACUGUGGAUGAAAGAAAAUGCAGAUUACUUGAAGGAACAAAAAGAAAAGGAAGCAAGAAUAGCAAAAGAGAAAGAACUUGGGAUUUAUAAGGAACACAAGCCAAAGAAAUCUGCAAAGAAGCGGGAGCCAAUUCAAGCCAGCACAGCAGGAGAGGCAAUUGAAAAGAUGUUAGAACAGAAGAAAAUCUCAAGUAAAAUUAAUUAUAAUGUGCUAAGGGACCUGAACAGCAAAGGAAGUAACACACCAAAGAAAGAGGAUGACAGCACUGAUGACAGCACCAACACCAAGAAGCUGUCAAGAAGAAAAUCUAUUGCCAGUAGGAAUAUAGCCAACCCUGUAAACAGUGUGGGAAAAAGAUUAAGACCCUUGAUUUCAACACAGCUUGCUAAAAAGGCUGCCACUGAAGAGGUCACCUUUCCAAAUGCACAAGCAGAAGCCCCUGACUUAGAAAAACCAGCAGCUGUGCUAGUGGAGAGUGGCCCAGUAGCUUAUAACCCUGACGAAGAGGUAGAAGAGGAAGAAAUAGAAGAAGAUGAUGAUCACUGCAUGAGCGCCUUGCAGUUAAUGGGAGGAAACGAUUAUGGCUGUGAUAUGGAUGAUGAUGAUGGCUAUUAGUUCCAUUUACUUCCAAAGGACAUAGACUGUGUUGUGUUCCCAGCAAAUCUUCAGUCUUCAAACUGUAUGAAUAGUGAAAGAAGCUGUCUAUGGUCAGCAAAUGUAAUUGAACAAUCCUUACUUUUGUAAAGCGAAUUUUAGGUUGGCAUUGACUCUGGUCAGUUUACAUUGACCCAUAACCCAGCAAUAAAGUUUGGGUUUGUACUUGAAUUUUUUUUUAUUUUGGUGGAUCAUAGUUUGAGGAUGAAAUUAAUGGGAGUAAUGUUUCCAGAGAACAAAAGAAAAGAGACAAAAUAGACUGUGUAUAAAGCAUGUGUGGCUGAAAGCAACACAUCUCUUAUUUAUGUGAGCUGCUUUUAGGCAUGCUGUUGAAAGGGAGCAGAUAGAAGGACGGAGAGGAGGACAGGUAAAAACGAGAAGUGUGCCUGUUGAUUAUUUGAGUACAGAAGCAUUAGUUGUCUCAUAAUGCUACAACCGAAAGAAAGAAAAUAUUUCCAACCUGUAUUGUAAACAUGACCCUGUUACUGUACACAAGCUUCCUUACCCAAGCCUAUCAAAAAUUAAUGACAAGUUAUAUAUUUGCAGGGCAGUAACGGUUUCUCUGAAAUGAAGUAAAUACUUCUUUAUAUUAAUAAAUUCAUAGAUUUCUUAAAAGAUAGGACAAUAGAAGGCAAUGUUGGCAGCGUAGAAUCAUCUUCCACUGCGAGUCCGGUGCGGUCUAUGUGGAAGGAGGGAGAAGACCUGGGUGAGGCAAGAAGUGUAGAGGGCAAGCCGGCGACAGUGCUGUGCUCACAUGCCUUUGCUGGGCAUCCCUAGGGACAGCCAGGUCUUGUUGCAGCUGGAAUUGCUGCAGGAGAGUCACUCUGGCCAUCUCUGUGGAGCUGCUCUUGUCUGACUGAGUUAGAGUGAAGGUCUGCUCCCAAGAGCUGCCUGUCUCUAAAACCAGUUGAAGGAAAGAGAAAGCUGAGCUUUUUAAUAAAUAAGCUAGCAUCUGCUUUGGCUGAAUUUAAUUUAAUGUAAUUUAUUUAACUUUCUGUGGGUAAAUAAAAGGUCACCGUGCAGCAGUCUGACUUUCAUGGCUCAAAUCCCACGCUUGAACAAGUCGCUGCUACGUGAAUAAUGCUGGAGCUCCGGCCCUGUGCGCCCCAAAAUGUCAAGAGGCAGCUCCUUCUCUUCCAUCAGCUCUCGCAAUGCUGUGAGAGCAGGGGUCAGGGAUGGAGCCCCUGUUGCCAGAUCCCACCCUGUUGUCUCUGACCUGCCUUUCCCUGGCACUGCUGGGUCCGAGGCUCUCGGCUCAGCGGGAAAUGCACUGCACUCUGGAUCACGCUCUUGACGACUGCAGCUGCAGGACCCAAGAUGUUUUCAUUUCUCUCCCUUGUCUGGUGACAAUCAUGAAAACUGUAGCGCUGCAGGCUUGUCUUGCACCAGGGAAAGAUGGAUAUUGAUCUUACCAAUGUGGUUUCUGUUAAGCUGUCUCUCCUGGUCCGCUCGUCCUUCCUACCCUUUUUGAGCAGUGCUCAUCACUAAAGCGCCGUCCAUCCUCCCGCGGCGGAGGGUGGAUCGUGGCAGGAGGAGAAGCUGCCUUAGGAAGCUCGCUAGCUACUGCCAGCCAGAGCGACGGUGACGCUCAUAGCUGUGGUCGUCACCAAAGAGGGGAAGGGCCCUACGGCCUUCCAUACUUCUUCUGUCCCUCUCAGUAGCAUGCCUAAGAGGGAUCAUAUAAGUAGAGCAAGAGCGAGUGCUUUUUUUAGGAGCAGACUUAAUAUUAUUUGGCUGGUAAAUGUAGUUUGUUGGGUAGGUUGUAUCUGCUAGAUGUUUUUGAGCCCUGUAUAGGAGUAUUUCUGCAAUGACUUCUUAAAAGCAGAAUUUGGUAACAAAUAAGAUGCAGUGAGGCUAAUGGGAAGAAGAGCUCUUCUGAACCAGAAUCCAGUUACUUAGUUUGCAGCACUUCAGUGGAAAGAAGAGAUUCCAUGUAAUUCUUAGGGGAAAAGCUGGCAUUUUCACCAAAAAAACUAUAGGUUUUUUUCUGAUACUUUAUAAAUACUGCACAGAAAAUGAUAUUGAGGAGAUAAACCUUACUACCUCUCUUUUAUCUACACUGUAAAUUAAAAAUCAUGCUAGAAGUGGACAAUUUUUUAAAAAGUAUUUUGUUUUAUCAAAGUUCAUGGUCUGCAAGUCUUUGAGACAGUUGAGUUUGAGCAUUUGGGCUUGAAUUAAUCUGCCAAUAGGAUUAUUACAAAUACCCAUACUCUCAGUAUAUUCUCAAAGCUUGGGUUUUAUUCCAAGGUACACAUUAUUCUCUAUGCAGGAAAUAAACAUGCAUAAAUAAACAUGUGUAUGACUCAUGUAGGUCGAGUGCUUUUCUCAAAUGCAAGAUGUUGGCUCUUAAAGAAACCGCCAAGAUGAAUUCUUUAUUGCUAAGGGUCUUUCCUCCAGUCUUCUGUGUAGAUUUUCAUUGGUUUGUUCCCCCAAAGGAUACUAAACCUGCUGCCAAUGUAGGGAUGUUAUGUGCAGGAGCUGAGAGUCUACCCAAAUAACUGCUGCUAGUAAAUUUGAAUUUCAGUAGCACAUUGCGUUUCUGAGAACAUUGUUUCCUGCACUGGAAGUAGAGGAUUGCAGUUUUUGAAUGCUCUCAUAUGAUUUGAUUAGGAAAGGCUAUUGCAUAGUCUGCUAGAAGGGAACUUGGAAAGCAGAAAACAAAAAGACCUACAAUUCUGUAGGAUCUCAGUGAAGUUAAUGGCAUGGUUCCUGUACAGGAGUCCUAAAGGAAAGGCCAUGGUAUUGGAUAGGCAGACUUUACUCUGAGCACUGUAAGACUUCUUACGCUAUAGUGGUUAUGUACAUUUUUAAUUUAUUGGUGACUUAUUGGGAUUUUUAUAAUGUUCAUUCCUUCUUGAUUUAACUAAGCUCAGGAAAUGUAAACAGAUUAGAACAUGCUAGUUUCUGUUUUUAUAGCUAGUCAUUAAAAUGUAAAAAGAUUAACACUGCAUUAACUCUGUUUACUACUGUUGAUGUAUCUGGACAAUUUUGUUGUAUGUAAGCGAGCCUAAAUUCACUUGGAGUAAUUUGGACCCUGCUUUUCUCAGGAUUCUGAUUAUAAUGAAGAGAGCUUAAAAGGCUUCAACAUUUGUUGUUCUUAGAUCUUCUUAUUUGAACCCACACAAGCUGUAUAUCAUCGGGUUUGUUGCAUAAAGCAUGUCUCUUGCUGCAAGUCGCUUUGCUUGACAGGCAAAACCCUCCAGCUGUUGCAUCCAGCUUGUCUGCCAUGCAGCCUUUUAACACUCUUGUAUUGUGGGAGUAAAAAAUGAAAUAAUGAAAAUAAUGGGAUUCUUCACUGUGGUGAGUGCAUUUUCAGUGUCUUAAUCAUCUAUGACAUUUCUUUAAAAUUACUGUGUUCAGUACAGCAACUUUUAAAUGGUGCCAGACAGCCUUGUCUUGAGGGUUAAACGUGUCCAUUGAAAAAGUUCUUGCCAUCGUGAUGGCUUGUUUGUAUUCUUUGGAUUGCAUUGAAACUCCAGUCGCAGAUGUGUACAGUUAAUGUAGAGUUUGCCUAAUAAAUGUUCUGUUUCUUAUUUUUGUGUUAAAUCCUUGCAUUUGGUUCAGUUAGUGCCAAGGAAAUUAAACCUGUUUGAUGUAAGCAUAUGUAUCAUCCUUAUACAACCAUGAUAUGAGCCAUGUUAAGCUUUUUUACUGUAAUAUAUUUGCUGUAAAUAAAACGUAAAACCCUUGCAUAACCCA
This is a messenger RNA of Aquila chrysaetos chrysaetos, 5938 nucleotides long. RefSeq names its product BRF1 RNA polymerase III transcription initiation factor subunit (gene BRF1). The record is from RefSeq and is a predicted model, not a curated record. The transcript is spliced from 18 exons. Gene Ontology annotation, biological process: transcription by RNA polymerase III; DNA-templated transcription initiation; transcription preinitiation complex assembly. NCBI's taxonomy places the organism in Eukaryota, Metazoa, Chordata, Aves, Accipitriformes, Accipitridae. Gene Ontology annotation, cellular component: transcription preinitiation complex; transcription factor TFIIIB complex; nucleus. Bases 155 to 2200 code for a protein of 681 amino acids. Gene Ontology annotation, molecular function: TBP-class protein binding; RNA polymerase III general transcription initiation factor activity; RNA polymerase III type 3 promoter sequence-specific DNA binding.